CACGCCCCCAGCUUCUCCGUCCAUGUGGUUGAUAUAAACACAGAUAACUUCCGUGCCAAGCUUUUUGGCUUCAAUAUUUAUUACAUUUUCUAAACUGUGCGCUCAUUAACAGCUGUCAGCAUGUCUGUGUCCGUCGACGUUAAUUAUCAAAACCAGAUUGCGUCUGUUUUGGAUUCACUUACAAAGGUGGCCGUCGUGGAAAUAACGAAACUGUUCGAGAGUCGCUUCCUUGUUACGGGAACCACCGUUCUCAUUGAAGGGCGGACGGAGCAAAAUGAAAUCCUGCAAACGGUGGACUUUGUCAAAAAGUCAGGCAAGAAAUGUCUUCGCAGUAUCGGAGUUCAAGUGGAUGAGGAGCUACCUGCCCCAAAACAGUGCUCCUUCUCAAAGGGCAGUGGUUCUUUGAAAGGGAGCAGUGAGAAGGAGGGUCCUGCACAUUAUAUCCCCCUGCUGGAGGCUAAUCAGCAUGCUGACCUCAAGUGCUCUGUUCUAGAAGACAAGGAUGUGGAGAUGGUGAAUGGGAGCAGUCUGGAACCAGAAUCCCCAACAACCACUGAGCCAGAAGGAGAACAAGUUAUCUAUUCCGCCCCUAUGUAUCCAAGCCACCUCUCUGGUACUGUUCAAAGCUCCCCAACUAAGCAGAAACCCCAGCCCAUAAAGACAGAAUCAGAGAAUGGAAUGAACACAGAAAGGGUGACUAAAGUAAUCUGCCAAACGGUCCCAAAGGCAGAGGAGCAGGAUUCAACACCACAGCCUAAAUGUAAAGAAAAGCCUACCCAAGUGGAGCCCCAGCAGGCCAGUGUCAGCACUGCAAAGGAGACAGCCUACAGCCCGUCCUCCUCAGAUGUGGCUUUGGCUCCUGUACAGGCUAAGCGAAAGUUGAAAUCUAUGGGUGCAUGGGACCUUCCCUCUGCGGUGAAGAAUAAAAAGAAGGUGGACUUCAAGCUAGACCAGAUGAAGGAAGAAGAAGAAGAAGAAGGUGGAUUUCAAGCUGGACCAGACCUCCCUGGAGCACAAAUUGACGAGGGCCUGCUCGGUGCAGCUGGUGAACCUGCUUUUGGUGCCUGGAGGAAAUAACUCUGGAGGGAAGAAGAAGGCUAAUGGGAGCUACUGUCACGACAGCAAGAGGUUCCCCAUGCCCAAGGACCUCAAGACCCACCAGGGCCUCCACACAGGCCGGCGCCUUUGCUGCUUCACUCAGUGUGGGAACGGGGUCUGGCGGCUUCAAAGCGUACUCUCCGCGAGCCGCUCCUACGGCUGCAAAAUCUGCGGGAAGAGGUUCAAACGCAGGAAGAUCUUGAGGAGGCAUGAGCGUUUCCACACCGGGGAGAAGCCCUACUCCUGCUACCAGUGCUCCAAGAUGUUCGCCCUGCGGAAAAGCCUCCGCAGGCAUGAGAGGUUCCACACGGGGGACAAGCCUCACAGCUGCCCCCAGUGUGGGAAGAGCUUCCGGCUCAGGGACAAUCUGAAGGCUCACCUGCGCUUUCACACCGGCGAGAGACCUUUCACCUGCUCCUUCUGCUCCAAGAGCUUCAGAAUCCUCAGGAACCUUGAGGAACACAGCAUUGAUCACUUGGGAGUGACAGCGAAAUAGCUCACUUUCCGACAAAGAGAACUAGCACUGAGCAGCCUUCAUCGGCUGGUUGUGUAAGCCGCAUUACAAAGCUGUUCUAUCUCUAACUGAAACUACUAAAUGUCCAUUCCUAAUUUAUAACCGAUCCUUCAGCAUUGGUCGUUUUUGAUAGGUACUAUGACUGUAAAUAACCAUUAUGAUGGAAGAUGGGGACAGUGGAAAGAUCUGAAAGGAGGCAGUCAACCAUCCUGCAUAGGUUUGGAUUGUCCAGAAUGAUCAUCUGAGUAAAGCUUCAGUGGACACUGAUGAUAUUUAUAGCCAUAAUGUUCUAAUACAGUAAGGGCCGGUAUUCCAGACACCGAUUAUGCCUAGUCCUAAACCUUAUUUCAAUGGAGAUUUUUUAUUGAGCAUGCUGGACUAGGCUUAAUCUGGGUCUGGAAAACUGGCCCUUGGUCUUUACACUGUAUAUCGUUGGACAAAACACAAGGGACAUGGAACUGUUGUCUCCUUGAAGAAUACAUAGUGUUGUACGUUGGCCAGGGCUGAGAUUAGUUUGAGGUCUUUCUCAGACAGCAAUCUAUGUUCAUGAUACAUCUCUUCACUUUGUAGUAAAUAAACAGAUUGUUCCUUUUGUGUAUUUUUGUUUGUAAGUAGUUGUAAAGGUAGGCUUAAAGUGUUGUUUGUUUUAUACUUUUAUCUUGAACUCUUUUACUAAACCAUUAUGCCAAAUACCUUAGUAGUGCAGCAACUUUCUCUCAUUCUCUUUAUUCAUAGUGCUGUGUUUGUCAGGAAAACACCCUCCUUACUUUUUCCUGUGUAGACAUCAGGGAA
Coregonus clupeaformis (lake whitefish) is the source of this 2404-nucleotide messenger RNA. RefSeq lists its product as uncharacterized. Bases 121 to 1077 code for a protein of 318 amino acids. The record is from RefSeq and is a predicted model, not a curated record. The transcript is spliced from 4 exons. Lineage: Eukaryota; Metazoa; Chordata; Actinopteri; Salmoniformes; Salmonidae.